GGUCAUUUCACCGGGACCCCUCCUACGUACGGUUACGAUGCAGACCGAGCAGAGGAGCAGCGGCGGCACCACGACAUCCUGCCGUACAUCGAUGACUCACCGUCGUCCUCGCCUCACCUCAGCUCCAAGAGCCGGAGCAGCAGGGACACGCUCUCCUCCGGCUCGCUGGAGUCCUCUAAGUCGACUGAAUGUGACCUGGAAAAGGGUUUGGAGAUGAGGAAAUGGGUCCUGUCUGGGAUCUUGGCCACAGAAGAAACAUACCUCAGUCACCUGGAGGCUCUGCUACUGCCUAUGAAGCCUCUGAAGGCUGCCGCCACAACUUCCCAGCCUGUGCUCACCGUGGCCCAGAUAGAAACCAUCUUUUUCAAAGUGCCUGAGCUCUAUGAGAUCCACAAGGAUUUCUACGAUGGACUUUUGCCCCGUGUCCAGCAGUGGAGCCACCACCAGAGAGUCGGGGACCUCUUCCAGAAACUCGCCAGCCAGCUAGGAGUUUACCGAGCAUUCCUGGACAACUACGAGCAGGCCGUAGAGACUGCAGAGAAGUGCUGCCAGGCCAACACACAGUUUGCUGAAAUCUCUGAGAACUUGAAGGUGAGAAGUCCAAAGGAUUGUAAAGACAUGGCCAAGAACUCUCUUGAAGCUUUGCUGUAUAAACCUGUGGACAGAGUGACUCGCAGCACGCUGGUGUUACAUGAUUUGCUCAAACACACCCCCACCAGCCACCCAGACCACCCGCUCCUGCAGGAUGCCUUGCGAAUCUCGCAGAACUUCCUGUCCAGCAUCAAUGAGGAGACCACGUCCAGGCGCCAGUCUACAACUGUCAAGAAGGGAGAGAACCGGCAGCUACUGAGGGACAGUUUCAUGGUGGAGCUGGUUGAGGGAGCUAGGAAGCUGCGGCACGUCUUCCUCUUCACAGACCUGCUGCUCUGCGCCAAGCUGAAGAAGCAGAUUGGAGGCAAGUGGUACAUCCCCCUUUCAGAGCUGACAUUCCAGGGCCCUGAGGAGGCAGAGCCUCUAACCAUCCCCCAAGUUCCAGACGAGGAGCUUGAUGCCAUUAAGGUCAAGAUCUCCCAUCUCCGCAGUGAGAUUCAGAGAGAGAAGAGGGCCAAUAAGGGUUCAAAAGUCAUUGACCGUCUCCGCAAGAAACUGUGUGAACAGGAGUCUCUGCUCCUUCUAACGUCUCCGAGCAUGCCCCUCAGAGUCUACAACAAGAAUGGCAAGGGUUACGGUUUCCUGAUUUCAUCUGACUAUGAACGUGCAGAGUGGAAAGAGAUCAUCAAGGAGCAACAGAAAAAAUGUUUUAAAACGUCCUCCUUGACUUCUAUGGAGCUACAGAUGCUAACCAGCUCUUGCCUCAAACUGCAAACGGUCCAUCACAUUCCUCUCAGUAUUGGUAAAGAAGAGGACGAAUCCUCCGGUCUCUGUGGGUUCCUGAAUGUAAUCGUUCACUCUGCCUCCGGCCUCAAACAGAGCUUGAAUCUCUACUGCACAUUGGAGGUGGACUCAUUUGGCUUCUUUUCCAAUAAAGCCAAGACGAGAGUGUAUCGAUACACCACUGAGCCCAAAUGGAAUGAGGAGUUUGAGAUUGAGCUGGAGGGCUCUCAGACCCUGAGGCUGCUCUGCUACGAGAAGUGUUACAACAAGACCAAGCAGAACAAAGAGGAUGGAGAGAGCACAGACCGUAUCAUGGGAAAAGGACAGAUACCGCUUGACCCUCAGACUCUUCAAGGAAAAGACUGGCAAAGAACGGUGAUUCCAAUGAAUGGGAUUGAGGUGAAACUGUCCAUGAAGUUCACCAGCAGAGAAUUCAGCCUGAAAAGAAUGCCGUCACGGAAACCGAUUGGUGUGUUUGGCAUAAAGAUCUCCACGGUGACCAAACGUGAGCGAUCAAAGGUGCCCUACAUCGUUCGGCAGUGCCUGGAGGAGAUAGAGAGGAGGGGCAUGGAGGAAGUGGGGAUAUACAGAGUAUCGGGUGUGGCAACUGAUAUUCAGGCACUGAAGACCGCCUUUGACACCAACAACAGAGAUGUGUCAGUGAUGAUGAGCGAGAUGGACGUCAAUGCCAUUGCCGGGACCCUGAAGCUGUAUUUCAGAGAGCUGCCGGAGCCCCUCUUCACUGAUGAGCUCUAUCCUAAUUUUGCAGGCGGAAUAACCCUGUCUGAUAGUGUGGCCAAAGAGAGCUGUAUGUUGAAUUUGCUCCUAUCGCUGCCGGAACCCAACCUGGUCACAUUCCUUUUCCUUUUGGACCACUUGAAGAGGGUGGCCGAAAAGGAAAGUAUCAACAAAAUGUCUCUCCACAAUCUGGCAACAGUGUUUGGGCCGACUUUGCUGCGGCCGGCAGAGAAAGACAGCAAGAUCCCCACGAACCCCACACAGCCCAUCAGCAUGGGGGACAGCUGGUCCCAGGAAGUCAUGUCACAGGUCCAAGUGUUGCUGUAUUUCCUCCAGCUGGAGACGAUCCCGACCCCAGACAGUAAACGACAGAGCAUUCUCUUCUCCACUGAAGUA
Menidia menidia (Atlantic silverside) is the source of this 2508-nucleotide messenger RNA. The record is from the annotation of a GenBank genome assembly. NCBI's taxonomy places the organism in Eukaryota, Metazoa, Chordata, Actinopteri, Atheriniformes, Atherinopsidae.